Tarenaya hassleriana is the source of this 2850-nucleotide messenger RNA. RefSeq names its product subtilisin-like protease SBT2.1. The transcript has 10 exons. Gene Ontology annotation, molecular function: serine-type endopeptidase activity. The coding region runs from base 190 to 2688 and encodes 832 amino acids. NCBI's taxonomy places the organism in Eukaryota, Viridiplantae, Streptophyta, Magnoliopsida, Brassicales, Cleomaceae. Gene Ontology annotation, biological process: proteolysis. The record is from RefSeq and is a predicted model, not a curated record.
GUUACAUAAAUCUUCACCUUCCCCAAGAGAGAAAAAUCCUCACUCUCCUCUUCAGCCAUGUACCCUUUCACUUGUUAUUCCCUUUUCACCUUCUGAGUACUUUCUCUUCUCUCCCAUGGAGCCGUAAUGUAAUGGGUCUCUGUCCCUUUUUUUUUUUUACCGUUCCCUGAAGUUUUUUUUUGCUGAGACAUGGAGGAAUCUUCGUUUGGGCGUUUGGUGUUUAUGCUCUGUCUGGUUCUGUCUGCGUUGUGUUUGGAAAGUUCGGACAAGAACUCAACCGCUUCUGUCUACAUCGUCACUCUAAAGAACGCUCCUUUGGCUCAUUCCUUCGGUGAAGAACUGAGAAGGGUCGGUUCUCGUCAUGGUUCUGCCGGAAUUUACAGAACGUGGAACAUUUCUCGGUCGGAGGGGGGAAAAGGCGCGUCAAUAGUUCGUGUUCAUGAAUCUCUACUGAGAAAUGUGUUGAGAGGGGAGAAUUAUCUUAAGCUCUACAGCUACCAUUACCUCAUCAAUGGAUUCGCCGUCAUCAUUACCCCACAACAGGCGGAACGACUUGCCUCGAGAAGAGAAGUGGCGAAUGUGGUUAUGGAUUUUCCCGUUAAGAUAGCGACUACUCACACUCCACAGUUCUUGGGACUGCCACGAGGGGCAUGGCGCCGUGAAGGCGGGAUCGAGAAUGCCGGGGAAGGAAUCGUUAUAGGCUUCGUUGACACAGGCAUUGAUCCUACACAUCCUAGCUUCAGUGACAAAUCCGCAAAUCAUCGGUAUCCAAUCCCUCCUCGUUUUACGGGAGUUUGUGAAGUUACAAAGGAUUUCCCACCCGGUUCUUGCAAUAGAAAGCUCAUUGGAGCCCGCCAUUUCGCUGCAUCGGCUAUCACUCGAGGGAUUUUCAAUUCAUCUCAGGACUACGCUUCACCGUUUGAUGGCGAUGGUCACGGGACGCACACAGCUUCCGUUGCAGCGGGAAAUCACGGGAUUCUUGUGGUGGUUUCUGGUCAUCACUUUGGAAAUGCAAGCGGAAUGGCUCCCCGUGCCCAUAUCGCAGUUUACAAGGCAUUGUAUAAGAGGUUUGGAGGUUUUGCUGCAGAUGUCAUUGCAGCCAUUGAUCAGGCAGCUCAAGAUGGGGUUGACAUAAUAAACCUUUCGAUCACGCCCAAUAGGCGCCCUCCCGGGAUAGCAACGUUCUUCAACCCGAUCGAUAUGGCUUUGCUUUCAGCUGUGAAAGCCGGGAUUUUCGUCGUGCAAGCAGCCGGAAACACUGGACCAGCCCCUAAGAGCAUGUCUUCCUUCAGUCCAUGGAUCUUCACCGUCGGGGCUGCAUCUCACGAUAGAGUUUACAGUAACUCGAUAAUCCUCGGAAACAAUAUCACCAUUUCUGGAGUCGGGCUUGCGUCUGGUACGAGAACAAUGCACAAGCUCGUUUUAGCCGUUCACGCACUGAACAACGGCACAACCAUCACCGACGAUAUAAAUGUUGGGGAAUGCCAAGAUUCGAGCAGGUUCGAUCGAAAUCUGGUUCAGAGGAAGCUUCUGAUCUGCAGCUAUACAGUCCGGUUCAUUCUCGGGCUCUCCACCAUCAAGCAGGCCUUAGGAACGGCCAAAAACCUCUCAGCAGCCGGGCUUGUGUUCUACUUGGAUUCUUCUGUCACGAGUUUUCAGCUUGGUCCAACCCCGAUGGAUAUCCCGGGCAUCAUAGUUCCUUCCCCUCAAGAUUCCGAGGUUUUACUCCGAUACUACAACUCUUCUCUGUCGAGGGAAAACGUUACGAGAAAGAUUGUCGGGUCCAAUGCAGUUGCUAAAAUCGUUGGUGGAGUGAAGCCUAUGUAUGGAAAUACAGCUCCCAAGGUAAUGUAUUUCUCGGCCAGAGGACCCGACCCGGAGGACGAUUCUUUCAAAGAUGCUGACAUAAUGAAGCCUAACUUAGUAGCUCCCGGAAACUCGAUAUGGGGAGCAUGGAAUCCUCGUGGUAUCGGUACCGUCGAGUUUGAAGGCGAGAGUUUCGCGAUGGUAUCGGGAACGAGCAUGGCAGCUCCUCAUGUGGCCGGGAUUGCUGCACUCAUCAAGCAAAAGUUCCCGAAUUUGAGCCCUGCAGCCAUCGGAUCCGCCCUUUCUACAACCGCGUCUCUAUCAGACACGAAGGGCGAGCAUAUAAUGGCGGAACGCUCGUAUAUUGAUCCAGAUGCGAACCAAUCACCUGCAACGCCCUUCGAUAUGGGCAGCGGUUUCGUCAAUGCAACUGCAGCCCUUGACCCGGGUUUGGUUUUCGACAUAGGUUUCGACUAUUACAUGUCGUUCCUCUGCGGUAUCAACGGAUCGUCUCAGGUGGUUCUGAACUACACUGGCGAGAGCUGCUCGGCCUAUAACUCGUCUUCAGUCACGGCUCUCGAUCUGAACUUACCCUCGAUAACGAUAGCUCGGCUCGUUGGCACCCGGACCGUUCUAAGAUCCGUGACUAACGUGGCAGGGACGGAGACCUACAACGUCGGUUACAUGGCUCCGGACAGUGUCUCAGUCAAGGUCUCUCCAACAAGAUUUUCUAUCCGAAAUGGCGAAACUCGGGUUCUUAGGUUCGAUUUCCGGGCGAGGAAGAACGUCUCGGUGGCGAGUUUCGGGAAAAUCGGGCUGUUCGGAGAUAGAGGGCACGUUCUGAACAUUCCUGUAUCUGUAAUCUUCAAGAUGGCUUCAUGAGAAAAGGAGCGUUACAGCAAAAGGGCUUGAAGGAGACAGGAAGUUCAUAUUCUUUUGUUGUGUGUUUUGUUUGUAGUUUUUAAGGUUUAGAGAGAUUGUGUUAGUGGCGAUUCUUUCAUUCGAUUUAUCAUGUAAAUGUUUUUUGAGUGCUGUUUUUUUUUU